Molecule: messenger RNA, 2616 nt
Organism: Hyaloscypha bicolor E
Lineage: Eukaryota; Fungi; Ascomycota; Leotiomycetes; Helotiales; Hyaloscyphaceae
Exons: 6
Coding region: 1-2616 (871 amino acids)
Molecular function (GO): pseudouridylate synthase activity
Source: RefSeq, a predicted model, not a curated record
AUGACUAAGACAUUGGGCCAGUAUUUUCCAGCCACUUCCGCAACGAACGAUGCUUCUAUUGAGACGAUGAUCGGCCCUGCAUCAUGGCAGGCUCUAUUUCGAUUAGCUUCCCGUCGCAAGCCAGGACACAUCCCGUUCUUCACUUCCUCAAUAUCUCGAGAGCGAAACGAGGCACGUCCAAAGGCCUGGAACCCACUCAAGCCAUCCAAUCAAAACCUCGUCUUCCAACUCUCCACCGAGGUAUCUCGAGCAGUGCACAACAAUCUCCCUGUCGUGGCCUUGGAAACCACAAUUUAUACUCAUGGAUUCCCGUAUCCUGAGAAUGUGGCGUUAGCACUGGACUUGGAGAAGAUCGUUAGAGCUAAUGGGGCGAUUCCAGCGACGAUUGGAGUCGUGGGGGGUGUGGCGAGGGUUGGGCUGACUAGUAAGGAGAUCAUGACCCUCGCUGCAGGUGCUGGGAAGCCAGAGACGAUGAAGGUUUCCAGGAGGGAUUUGCCUUAUAUUCUGGGCAUGGGUGUGGCUGGAAAGAAGCUCAAUGGCGGGACGACUGUGUCUGGAACUAUGCUGCUCGCUGCCAAAGCCGGAAUCAAAGUUUUCGGGACAGGCGGUCUCGGUGGCGUCCAUCGUGGAGGUCAAGACACGAUGGAUAUCUCCGCUGAUCUCACCGAGCUUGGCCGGACUCACGUAGCCGUAAUCAGCAGCGGCUGCAAGAGCUUCUUGGAUAUCCCUCGAACUCUCGAGUAUCUAGAGACUCAGGGGGUGACCGUCUGUACGUUUGCAGACGGAAGGACUGGGGCUAUUGAUUUCCCCGCUUUUUAUACGCGGGACAGUGGGAGUAAGAGUCCAAUGGUUGUCCAAGAUGCGAGGGAAGCGGCCGCAAUCAUCUUUUCUCAGAGUAUGUUUAGUGGAUCGAAAAAGUCCGGCAUGUUGUUUGCGAAUCCUGUUCCUGAAGAGUUUGCCAUGCAAAAAGCUGAGAUCGAUGCCGCCAUUGACCAAGCAGUUCAAGAGGCUGCUGAACAAGGUUUCCAUGGUCACGCUAAUACGCCCUUCAUCCUUUCUAGAAUCAAGGACCUUACGCAUGGUAACAGCCUUCCAGCCAACCGCGCCUUGAUUGAGUCUAACGUAGCGAUGGCGGCGAAGGUUGCUGUUGAACUCUCGAAGCUGAAAGAUUCCACUAAUCAAGACCCCGAGCCGAACAAGGAAAUGGCGAAAAGGGCAUCUAUGGGCCAAGCGGAUGUGAACCUGCGAAGACGAAAAUGCGACUCCAACGAUGAAACCUCGAAUAUUGAGGUAAAUCUACGAGACAGAUUGGCCCAUUCAAUCACUGGAAAAGCGGCUUCGAAAACUCCAGACAUUGUGGUCUACGGAUCUGUUGCGAUGGAUCUCUCUUGCGAUUAUGCACCUCUAGGCGCAGAUGCUCAUUCCCCGCCGAGGGACUUGCCAAUCUCGCCUCAAAUGCACACAUCAAACCUUGCCGCAAUCAGCCCAUCGAUUGGCGGUGUUGGUUGUAAUGUAGCCCUAGCAGCCCAUCGUGCUGGAGGCACUACAUCUGUGCUGCUUCGUAGCUUGGUUGCAAAAGAUUUAGCUGGACAGACUAUUUUGGCCGCUCUAGAAACCGAGGGACUCUAUGUUGGCGGUAUUCGCAGUCUUCCUCUUCAGUCGAUAAACCCCGAUGUCAAGCAGCAGCACCGGACUGCACAGUAUGUUGCGAUCAACGAUGCCAGGAAAGAUCUUGUUCUUGCAAUGGCAGACAUGAGUAUCUUCAGCACGCCAAACCCUAUGGCUGUUCCAUUCAUGCGAGUAAGUCCGAAAUGGGGCGUGGUCGAUGCGAACUGGCAUCCGCGGAUGAUUCGGAAGAUAUCUCGUCAUCUCAAAGAUUGGAAAUCAAAGGUGGCAUACGAGCCAGUCUCUGUCCCCAAAUCAGGAGGCAUCUUCCAGCCAUCCGGACCCACUUCCGAUCAUCUCGGCCUCUUCCCAGCACAUACAGUUGAUCUCGCGACACCAAACCAGCACGAGCUAGCAGCAAUGCAUACUGCAGCAAAAAAAUGGGGGUUCUUUGAAUCGCAAAGGUGGUGGGAGGUCAUAGACAGUCUAGGCAUUCCCAGCUCCGGGCUUCGCGACCGUUUCGUCGCCACGACGAACCACAAGAUGACAGAUGAAGGCAUUCCACUUCAAACAAUUCAACUCCUCCCAAUCAUUCCUACGAUCCUUACAAAACUUGGGGCUGAUGGUGUCCUCUUGACAGAGAUUCUCAAGCCUGAAGACCCGAGGCUUACAGAUCCUGCUCAUGCGCCAUAUAUACUAUCUCGCACUGUGAAUGGGAGCAUCGAGGUUGGAGGUCUAUACAUGCGUCUUUUCCCACCUGUGGAGGUUGUGGAUGACGUUGUUAGUGUUAAUGGCGUUGGCGACACUUUCCUCGGUGUCCUCGUCGCCGGGUUGGCAAAGGGCUUGGAACUAAACGGGGGAUUGAUCAAUGUUGCUCAACGAGGGGCGGUGAUGACGCUCCGGAGCAAAGAGUCAGUGAGCCCUCAAUUGGGAGAGCUGACCCCGGAGUUCGAUCGAUUACAGCAGAAUGCUAUCACAGAAGCAUUGGAAACAGCCAGGGAUGGAGCAUAA